AUGGCAUUAGGCUCACAAGCCUACGGUGAAUCAUGGUACUGGGACAACCGUUACACAACCCAACCAGGUCCUUUUGAUUGGUACCAAAAGUAUAUCACUUUGGCUCCUAUCAUCAAUCUCUAUGUUCCUCCAAACCAAUCCAUCCUCGUUGUUGGUUCCGGUAAUUCAGCGUUUAGUGAAGGAAUGGUUGAUGAAGGUGGUUACACAGAUGUUGUCAACAUUGAUAUAUCUUCUGUGGUGAUUGAUGCUAUGCAGAAUAAAUACCGAAAUUGUCCUCAAUUGAAGUAUUUGAAAAUGGAUGUAAGAGACAUGAGUGCUUUUGCAUCAGAGACUUUUGGAUCUGUUAUCGACAAAGGGACUCUUGAUUCUCUCUUGUGUGGAAACAAUUCAAGACAAAAUGCUACUAAGAUGCUUGAGGAAAUUUGGAGGGUUCUCAAGGAUAAAGGAGUCUAUGUUCUGGUGACGUAUGGAGCUCCACUAUAUCGCCUACGUUUGCUACGCGAAUCAUGCUCGUGGACAAUUAAACUCCAUGUGAUAGAUAAACUUGCAUCAGAAGAAAAAUCUGAUAAUCCACUAUGGGAGCUGACAAAACCUAUCACGCUUAAUUACGAUGGAAGCUCUGUGGAGGAAACUCUAGGAACGAAUCCCGACGUCCAUUAUAUAUACAUUUGCACUAAGGAUCUUUCGGCAACGCAAACAUAA
Lathyrus sativus (Indian pea) is the source of this 702-nucleotide messenger RNA. The record is from the annotation of a GenBank genome assembly. Lineage: Eukaryota; Viridiplantae; Streptophyta; Magnoliopsida; Fabales; Fabaceae.